UGAAAAAUACAAAAAUAUUUCCUUGUUUCAUUUAUAUACUAAUAUAUACCUGUUUUUAUACCUGUUUAUUUUUUUAUUGUAAACUUAUACUAAGUUAUAGCCACUCUAACUUACAGAUGGCCGCUUUUAUAUAGCAAAUCCUGCUCGCAAACACUGCUGUUUAAAGAUAAUUUCUUGCUAUAUAUAUUGAUAUAUUUAGCCAUUGAUUUACUAUUUAGGUUUAUUAUUCAUUUAUCUAUAAUAUUUGACACAUAUAUAUCACAAUAUACUUCUAUUAAAGCCUUGACAAUGAGGUAACUUUUUUGUAUAUUACUAGCGCGGGCGAUUUUACAUACCUAAAACGAUAGAUUACCAAUUAAAUUAUUAUAUAUUAUUGUUAUAUAGAUCUAGAUAUAUAAUGCUAAACAAAAUAAUGAGGAAUUGGUUUAUCAUUGUUACUAUUAUUAGUAACCUUUUGUAUCCAAAAUGGAUAAUUGUAGAAGGUCUUCAUUUCACUAAAAAAACAAACCCAAUUGGUUAUAUUGUGUUUGAUGAUUCACAAGGACUUGAAAGACAAUUUGAUGGUAUUGGUGGACUUAGUGGUGGAGGGGCUACCUCCAAGCUUCUGGUCAACUAUCCACAACAACAGUUGAAUGAAAUACUUGAUUAUUUAUUUAAACCUUAUUUUGGAGCAUCAUUGCAAAUUUUGAAAGUUGAAAUUGGUGGUGAUAUACAAAGUACUGAUGGAACAGAAGCAUCCCAUAUGCACAACAGUUGGGAAGAAAAUUAUGAGAGAGGCUAUGAGUGGUGGCUGAUGAAAGAGGCUAAAAAGAGAAAUCCAGACAUCAAGCUGUACGGUUUACCAUGGGGCUUCCCUGGAUGGCUUGGACAAGGAACUCAGUCACCAUACACCAAUGUUACAAAAACAGCUGACUACAUUGUCAGGUGGAUUACAGGGGCCAAAACUCAACAUAAUUUGACCAUAGACUACGUUGGGAUCUGGAAUGAAAGAAACUAUAAUAUAGAUUACAUUAAGACCCUAAGGGCCAUGUUAGACAGUAGAGGCCUUGAGAAUGUGUCAAUAGUAGCGUCAGAUGGAGGCUGGGACAUAGCUAAUGAUAUAGAGACAGAUGCUGUAUUAGCCAGCGCAGUAGAUGCUAUAGGCUGCCACUAUCCUGGCACCUACACCACUCAAGAAUCCAUCAACACUGGCAAACAGCUUUGGGCAUCUGAAGACUACAGUACAUUUAAUGAUGAAGUGGGCGGUGGAUGCUGGGCCAGGAUUUUGAACCAAAAUUAUGUAAAUGGAUAUAUGACAGCAACUAUAUCAUGGAAUUUGAUAGCCAGCUACUACAAUGGCCUUCCCUUCUAUAGAGAUGGUCUCAUGACUGCAGUAGAGCCCUGGUCUGGGAAUUAUGUUGUAGAGACUCCUAUAUGGCUCACUGCCCACACGAGCCAGUUCACAUCCAUUGGUUGGAAGUACUUAAAGCAUGGCUUUGGAGUUGGGAAACUUCCUUAUGGCGGAUCUUAUGUAGGGCUGGUCAGUCCAACUGGUGACCAGCUCACUAUUGUCAUUGAGACUAUGACCCACAAUCACUCCAUCUGUAUCAGACCCAGCUUGCAGCCAUACAAUGUCUACCCUCAAGAGGUUACCAUUACCCUGGCUGGAAGCUUUUCUAAUGUCACUGCCAUGAAUGUCUGGUACAGCAAGCUUGGAUUUAAUGGAGACGAAGACAUCAUGUUUCAAAAAAAGGAACCCCUUCAGUUCAGAAGUGGUCAAGCAAUUCUUGCUUUAGGUUUAGAUGAAGUGUUUACAUUAACCACAUUGGCUGGUGGCCAGAAAGGACUAUACCCAGACCCACCAGCUUCUAAGCCGUUUCCUCUGCCAUAUUUUGAUAACUUUGAAGGUUAUAGCUUGUAUCAAGAACCUUUUAACUUAGCUCAACAAACAGGCUCUUAUGAAGUUGUAAAUAAUGGUAGCAGCAAUGUAAUAAGACAGAUGGUGCUUAACACGCCUGUAGUCUGGUGUGAUGCUGACAUGGGCAAUAAAUCACUCAGUAUAAUAGGUGAUCAAAGUUGGGGUGAUGUCUAUAUUGAGCUGAGCUACAACAUUCCUUCAGUGAAUGCCACUAGUGGUGUGUUCAUAGCAGCUCGAGUUGACCGAGGGGGGUGUGGAGCUAAUUCAGCUCAAGGCUUUUUUUUCUUUGUGCUACAGGCUGGGACUUACGUUUUGGCCAAUAAUUUAGCAAGGACAUCUGUUAUACUGCAAGGACCUUUAGUUAACCAGCCUGGCUGGCACACACUGGCUCUGCUUGUUCAGGGUAAUGCUGUUGCUGGUCUCUGUGAUGGGAAUGUCAUUUUUGAUGUGAACUUGCCCAGCAAGCCUGCUAAUGGCUUUGCUGCUUUAGGUACUGACAGCUACGGACUAGCCGAGUUUGACAAUCUUUACCUGACCGAUGCAUUAGACGGUCUCAGCAGAAUCAACAAGCUCAAGACUUCUGGCUCCAGCAAGUUAACUUUUGUUGGAGAACGUCUUCUAAAUGUUUGAUCCAUCAGAACUUUUUCUUUUUCACUAUUGAUGUGUAAUACCACUAUUGCAUCAUUAAAAUAAAAUAAUUUUUUUACAGUU
Messenger RNA from Physella acuta, 2608 nucleotides. Its product is annotated as galactocerebrosidase. Gene Ontology annotation, molecular function: galactosylceramidase activity. Gene Ontology annotation, cellular component: lysosome. The record is from RefSeq and is a predicted model, not a curated record. Gene Ontology annotation, biological process: galactosylceramide catabolic process. Lineage: Eukaryota; Metazoa; Mollusca; Gastropoda; Physidae.